Molecule: messenger RNA, 792 nt
Organism: Daldinia childiae
Lineage: Eukaryota; Fungi; Ascomycota; Sordariomycetes; Xylariales; Hypoxylaceae
Product: Proteasome subunit beta type-6
Exons: 2
Coding region: 1-792 (263 amino acids)
Cellular component (GO): proteasome core complex
Source: RefSeq, a predicted model, not a curated record
AUGGCCAUGUUCAGCCAGAAUCCCGUCUUGAACGGGCCCAACUACUCGUUUGCCGAAGUUCCUAAAGAUGCCAUCGAUGGUUUGCGGGAACACCGUUUCAACCCAUACACCGACAACGGUGGCUCCACUCUCGCCAUCGCCGGCGCCGACUUCACUAUCAUGGCCGGCGACACCCGUCUAACGUCAGGCUACAGCAUCAACACGCGGUACUCACCCAAGGUAUUCAAGAUCGGUGGGUCCAACUCGUCGCAGAGCGAUGCCAACAUUCUGCUGUCCGUGGUCGGGUUCGCAGCAGACGGCGAGGCUCUAAAGGAGCGGCUCGACGCUAUUUGCAAAAUGUACCGGUACCGCCACGGCAAACCCAUGUCCGUCAACGCCUGCGCCAAACGCCUGUCUACCAUCAUGUAUCAGAAGCGCUUCUUCCCAUACUACGUCUACGCUAUCCUAGGCGGUAUCGACGAGGAGGGUAAAGGUGCCGUAUACAGCUACGACCCCGUUGGCAGCUACGAGCGCGAGCAGUGCCGAGCCGGCGGUGCCGCGGGCAGUCUGAUCAUGCCCUUCCUCGACAAUCAGGUCAACUUCAAGAACCAAUAUGUGCCUGGAAGCGGCACCGGACACGACCUACAGGAACGAGAGCGCGUACCACUACCGAGGGAGGAGGUGGAAAUACUAGUAAAGGAUGCCUUCGACUCGGCAGUUGAGCGUCAUAUUGAAGUCGGUGAUGCGCUGCAAGUAGUCAUCAUUACCAAGGACGGAAUCGAGGAGAAGGUUCUUCCAUUAAAGAAGGAUUAA